UCCAUCAUGGCGGCCUCCAGUACCGUAGUUGUCAAUGUCAGUGGAUGCGUAUGGAGUUCGCUAUUUCUUGAUCAUGCCAGUAGCAUUGGUGACCAGGAAGGUUUUCUGUUUGGGGAGAUUGUGCGUAAAACAAACACUGACAUCAGCGACUCACAGAUUACCAGAAAGAUUGAAAAUAUAUCAAUCAAUGUUUAUUCCCACUUUGCUUGUUCUGAGCCUCACAGUUUCUAUGACAGGAAAGGGCACGCAGAUAAAGUCAAGUUGUUAUCGAUGCUGAAAGACAAUUACAAGCAUAUGGUAGGCUGGUAUCGCUUCAGACGGAACACCCCGUUAGAACCGUCCAUGCGGGAAUCUACUUUACACAAAACGCUUCUCAAGACGAUCAACACAGACACCCCUCACCUCUUCCUACUUGGUCUCUUCACAUCAGGGUUAUCAUGGAACCAGUCUACACAUUCCUUCAACUACCAACUGCUGACAAAAGGGGACAGGGGGUUUCAGUGUGUAGCAGUUAAGAUCAUCAACCUGGGAGAAACGAGUCACUCUGAGUAUAAAGAGACGACAAGAACAAGUAAUGCAGCCAAGGGAAGAGGAAUCUACACUAGCAUCCUCAAUAACUUCAGGGGCCGACUAGUUGACGUUGAAGGCAGUCUUCAAGGUGUUCAUGUCAUCCAAGACGUUAAUGAAACUGUGUACUCCAAAAUGCAGAAAUUAAAGAACGAGAUCGGACAAAGUGAGCAAAUGCUGCAAACAGAAAUGGAGGAGGUUCGGGAUCUACAACGGCAGAAAAGAGAACGAGAGAAGAGGGAGGUACACAACAAGAUGGAACAGCAUGCAAGGCUUGCCGCUGCAAACACAGUUCUUCCUGAUGCAGAAGACUUCGCUGACAUUCCAGCACUACCAAAGGCUAUUAUUCACCACCCUAAGCCGCCCGAUGAUUCAGCAGCCUCAGUUCUUGUACCAUUAGCAGCAUCCGUCAAUGUCUCAACGACCAGUAAAGCUCAAACGAAAACAACCCACUGCCAAGCCAGCUGCCUCCCUGUUGCUGAAUCCCACCCCCCUGCCCAACGCCUCCCUGUCGCUGACCGAGUAAAGACCACAACGCCCAGUACCUCAGGUCAAACACAGGCUGAGGCACCAAAAGUUAAAGUUGUAUCGCCCGGGGAAACAGUUAGUAAAGAUCCGUUUGCUGGACUUUUGAAGGACAUGAAACGAUCCAUACAGAAAACAACGAGUCUCGGGGAAGAGCUGAGGCCUGUUGAGGGUCCCCGCUCAACGAGGGCGCACUCUUGGGAUAAAACCAGGACCGAGGUCGACCCAAGGGGUACCCCGACCAAAAAUAGGGGUUGGAACUCAAUGGAAUUAAGUGGCUCGUCCCCGUCGAGGGGAAGUACACCAUCAGAGGAUGAUUCCAGCUCCCCUCAAGUCUUACCCUCUUCCUCUCCUACAUUCUGAGUGGCAAGGAAGCGCCCUCUAUGUGCUAAAAUACGCAGUUGCUGCCUCGCAAGGGAUGGAUGUUUUGCUGAAAGAUACGUCAUGGACAAAAUUAAGUACCGAGUGGAAAACGAGUAAAUCUCUGUCAUUGCAACAACAGAUAAAAAGGUAUCUCGGCAACGAUGUAUUGUUGUGUACAUCCCAUUGAAAAAGAGUCCGGAGAACGCUGAGCUCGGCCGCCCGCUGUGUCGUCUGUGGACGCGGCGUAUGGUUACUGCACAGUAUGCGUGUAUACAAAAAAUGAGCAUCACACGACACGGGUGUAUGGCAAAAUUGUAAGAUGGCAGCGCACGUGAACCGUUUCUACUGUUUUCAUUGGUCAAUCUACUGUAUUGCAAGAAUAUUUUUGCCAUACACAAGGCAUACACGUGUCCAUACAAAUGGUCUCACAACAAAACCACACGCAGAAUGAGACACUCAGCGUUCUCCGGGUUGUAACUUCUAUGGUACAUCCUAAAUGUAUUGCAAGGUAUGCUGUUGUGUAGCUUGAAAUAAUACUUGUCUUGAAAAGUCUAAUGUAAAAGUCACUACUGUAAAAGACACAACAAUAGAUCCUUUUUGGGAGAAUGCCUGCUCUUGGGUGAACUGUUAUUGCAAACCAAGCCAAGUUUCAUGAAGCUGCUUACCACUGAUUUAUGUGCUUACCAUGCACUGCAAAGCAUUUGAUUCUAUGGUGCUAAGCGCAGAGUUCUGCAGUAAGCAGUGCCGUGAAAUUGGGCACAGUUUAUUAACAUUGUGUCAAUCGAGAUAUUGUUUGAGAUUUGGGAACAUACAAAGAACACUUCACAAAUUUAUUAUUUAAAGACACUGGACACUUUUGGUAGUUGUCAAAGACUAGUCCUCACAGUUGAUUAUCUCA
Molecule: messenger RNA, 2353 nt
Organism: Asterias rubens (European starfish)
Lineage: Eukaryota; Metazoa; Echinodermata; Asteroidea; Forcipulatida; Asteriidae
Product: BRISC complex subunit Abraxas 2-like
Exons: 9
Coding region: 7-1455 (482 amino acids)
Biological process (GO): attachment of spindle microtubules to kinetochore; mitotic spindle assembly; protein K63-linked deubiquitination
Cellular component (GO): nucleus
Molecular function (GO): polyubiquitin modification-dependent protein binding; microtubule binding
Source: RefSeq, a predicted model, not a curated record